Punica granatum (pomegranate) is the source of this 1648-nucleotide messenger RNA. The record is from RefSeq and is a predicted model, not a curated record. NCBI's taxonomy places the organism in Eukaryota, Viridiplantae, Streptophyta, Magnoliopsida, Myrtales, Lythraceae.
GGAAACACUGCACUCCAAGGAGUCUCUCUGGCUUGCUUGUCCCCUGCAUACAUAUAUUAAUUAAAGCCAGAUUAAGCAUCAAGACAGAGUAAAACAGCUUCUUCACGGAGGGAGAGACCAAGAGAUGUGUUCGGAGGAUAAGGGAAGAGCAUACAAAGGCCAUGUGCUUGCCUUCCCUUAUCCGAGCCAAGGUCACAUCAAUCCCAUGCUCCAAUUUUCGAAGCGCUUAGCCUCCAAAGGCCUCAGGGCAACCCUCGCCAUAACCAAGUUCAUCUCCACCUCCAUGAACCCCCGUCCCUCUGCCUUGGUCCACCUUGACACAAUCUCCGACGGACAUGACGAGGGUGGCUUCUCUCAAGCUGAGAGCAUCCACUCCUACCUCUCCCGACUAGAAUCGGCAGGCUCAGAGACCCUCUCUGACCUUAUUCUCAAGUACAAAGAAACGGACCACCCGGUCGACUGCAUCAUCUAUGACUCCUUCCUCCCGUGGGCCCUUGAUGUGGCCAAAAAGUUUGAUCUCUUGGGAGCGGUCUUCUUCACUCAGAGUUGCACAGUGGAUUAUAUAUACUACCUUAUUCAUCAUGGGCUCUUGAAGCUUCCCAUUCCAAGUUUUCCUGUUACAAUUCCAGGAUUGCCCUCGCUCGAGUUAAGGGACAUGCCCUCCUUCAUUUAUGUGGCAGGUUCAUACCCAGCUUACUUCGAGAUGGUGCUGCAUCAGUUCUUGAAUGCAGAUAAGGCCGACCAGGUUCUUGUCAAUACUUUCUACAAGUUGGAAGCGGAGGUGGUGGAUACGAUGUCGAAAGCUUGCCCACUGAUGACGAUUGGACCUACAAUCCCAUCAAUUUACUUGGACAAACGGGUGGAAGAUGACAGCGAUUACGGGCUCCACCUCUUCGACCUCGACUCGUCAGAUAUCACCACGUGGCUCGAGACUCAACCUCCAAGGUCCGUUGUCUAUGUGUCCUUCGGCAGCAUGGCGACCCUCAGCAAUGAACAGAUGGAGGAGCUCGCGUGGGGGCUCCAUGGCAGUGGCCAACCCUUCCUCUGGGUCGUUAAGGCUUCCGAGGAUUCCAAGAUCCCUGAGAAAUUCAAGCGAGAGAUCACAGCAGAGAGAGCGUUGUUGGUCCGGUGGAGCCGCCAGCUUGAAGUUUUGUCAAGUGACAGGAUAGGGUGCUUCUUCAGCCACUGCGGGUGGAACUCAACGAUUGAGGCACUGAGCAUUGGGCUUCCGAUGGUGGCAAUGCCACAAUGGACAGACCAGACCACGGAUGCAAAGUUGGUGGAGGACGUCUGGGAGGUUGGAGUUAGGGUUAGGGUUGGAGAAGACGGGAUCGUGAAGAGGGAGGAGAUUGAACGUUGCGUAAGGGAAGUGAUGGAGAGUGAGAGAGGGAAGGUGAUGGCUGAGAAUGCUACAAAGUGGAAGGAGUUGGCCGUGGAAGCCGUGAGUGAAGGGGGGACUACAGAUAACAACAUUAACGCUUUCGUUACCGAGAUCGUCCUCAAAAGAAGUUAGCUAUAUGUAAUUGCCAUAUGUUGCGUGGUGAAAUAAGGAGUAACGAAGGAAAUAAGUCAAAUAUAUACAGAUAUAUAAACAUAUAUGUGUGUGGUUACCUAUUCUGAAUCUUAUGUAUCUUUCUCAGUUUUUUUU